This is a messenger RNA of Pocillopora verrucosa, 1410 nucleotides long. RefSeq names its product protein gustavus. Gene Ontology annotation, molecular function: protein binding. Gene Ontology annotation, biological process: proteasome-mediated ubiquitin-dependent protein catabolic process; intracellular signal transduction. Gene Ontology annotation, cellular component: SCF ubiquitin ligase complex. Lineage: Eukaryota; Metazoa; Cnidaria; Anthozoa; Scleractinia; Pocilloporidae. The record is from RefSeq and is a predicted model, not a curated record.
CAUUGAACUGAAAAUUUUCUUAGCACAACAAAGGGCAUUCAUCGGUCGCUUGAAAGGAGUCUCAACAAAAACUCUCAUUCAUUCUUAAGAAGAACUGGUAAGUUACGAAAGUCGCCUUCAAAGGUUUAGCCAAGACUUAACCACUGUCUUAGUUAAAGCCAACCACAUUCUCACCGAGAAAUUACGUGAGUCAAUUCAGACAAGCACGCACGUAUUUCAUGCGAGUUUUGAUUUCGUUGAAUAGAACGUUCUUUUGAAACAAGUCGGAACGCUUUAAAUAUUUUUGGUCGGAGGAAAGGUUGUAAAAUCUUGACUCAAAGAAAGUUUGAAUGAUAGGUAGAAAUUGGGACCUGUAAUCACCUCGAGAAAACAACUUGAGAAUAUUUUCAAGAGUGCGUCAAGCCUCCACGUUGGAUCCUUUACAUCCCAGUUACACUUCUCUCUUCUACUAUCCCUUUCUCGACAUGGGAUCAAGAAUAUCGGCCGUGAAAAGGAACGACCACAAUGACAAUAGACAAGGGGUUUAUAAAUCGCUCAAUGUCUUUCAAGAAGAAGAUCGGGCCAGAGACUUGGCGAGACCAGAAAAAUUAGACAUUUUACUCGAUCGUCCACCUCUACCGGAAGAGGCUUUGUUAGAACAUGCUUGGAACCCGAACGAUCGAUCGGUUAACAUUUUCGUCAAAGACGACGACCCGUUUACCUUUCACAGACAUCCAGUAGCACAGAGUACGGACUGCAUACGAGGAAAAAAGGGUUAUAGUCGAGGUUUUCACGUCUGGGAGAUUCAGUGGUCAACCCGACAACGUGGGACACACGCAGUAGUAGGGGUAGCUACAUCAAAAGCCCUUCUUCACUGUACUGGCUAUCAAUCCUUGGUCGGCAACAACGAGGAUAGUUGGGGAUGGGACAUUGUUAGAAACAAGCUCUACCACAACGAAAAGAACGUUUCGUCAGUAAAGUAUCCAGUUUUGUCUGACAAUGAUCAUAGCUUUGUGGUACCUGACAAAUUUCGCGUUAUAUUGGACAUGGAUGAAGGAACUAUGGCUUUUGAAACGAACGAUGGACGCUAUUUAGGAGUCGCUUUCCGUGGAAUGAAAGGGAAAACUGUAUACCCUAUAGUCUCAGCCGUGUGGGGACAUUGUGAAAUCACUAUGAAAUACAUCGGUGGACUAGAUCCUGAACCUCAACCUCUGAUGGAUCUCUGCAGACGUACAAUACGCAAAUCCAUUGGAAAAGAGCACCUAACAAAAGGAAAUGUAGACAAGCUUCCCAUUCCAGUUCCAAUGAAGAAAUACCUAUUGUACCAGCAAGGCUGGUGACAAUCAGCUUCAUGGAAUUUAAAAAAAGCAUAAAUUGUGGCUGUCCUUUUCAGUGUUAAAUGGUGCAUCUUGAACCAUUCCUCUGUUAACG